Periophthalmus magnuspinnatus is the source of this 989-nucleotide messenger RNA. RefSeq names its product amine sulfotransferase-like. Lineage: Eukaryota; Metazoa; Chordata; Actinopteri; Gobiiformes; Gobiidae. The record is from RefSeq and is a predicted model, not a curated record. The coding region runs from base 1 to 945 and encodes 314 amino acids. Gene Ontology annotation, molecular function: sulfotransferase activity. Gene Ontology annotation, biological process: sulfation. Gene Ontology annotation, cellular component: cytoplasm. The transcript has 7 exons.
AUGGACGAACAGAAAAGUGAGGACAUGGAGAAAAAGCCUUUUUCACAACUUCUGUUUUCAGGGCACAAGGCCCCGCCCCUCUGGCGGCGCAACCAUUUCCGGCUCGUCAGUGAGGUUCACGUGCCCCAUGAGGUGGACCAGAUCAAGGACCUCGAGAUCAGGGACUCCGAUGUGUUUGCUGUCACAUUCCCCAAAUCAGGGACCAUCUGGAUGCAGCAGAUCUUGCUGUUGCUCGAGUCCAAAGGCGACUUGAGGUCUGCCAAUAUGAGGACCAUAUAUACAAGCUCAGACGCAGUGGGUUGGAUUGAACUAAAAGGACAACCUGAGCGUUUCACCAGAGAAGAGUCCCCACGCAUGAGAGUAACACACCUGCCCUUCGAACUCAUGCCCACGGCGCUCACCCAAAGGAAGGGCAAGGUGAUCUAUGUGGCCAGAAAUCCCAAAGACAUUCUCGUGUCCUUCUACUAUUUCCACAAAAUCGCCAAGUUCCUGGAGACGCCCAAGAGUUUUGACGACUUUUUUGACAAGUUCAUGAACGGAGAAGUGCUGGGAGGAAGCUGGUUUGAACACAUUAAGUCUUGGUAUCUUCACAAAGAUGAAGUAAACAUGCUGUUCAUCACUUAUGAAGAAAUGAUCAUGGAUCUCACAUCUGCAGUGAAGAAGAUGGCGGACUUCCUGAGCAUUGAACUGACUGAGGAUGAGGUGCAGCAGGUGGUGAAGCACAGCACCUUUAAAAACAUGAAGGAAAUGUCAAAGGCAAACUACAAAAGGGCUCAUCCAAACCUGAUAGACCACAAAGAGGGCACCUUCAUGAGGAAAGGAACUAUUGGAGAUUGGAAGAACCACUUCACCGUCACCCAGAAUGAACGGUUUGACAAAGUCUUCGAACGAGAGAUGAAGGAUGUCCCUGUGUCGUUUAUCUGGGACAUCAGAGACACCUCUUAAUCUGUGACCUUUGACCUCAAAACCAGAGCAUCAUGAGAGAAAAA